This is a messenger RNA of Oryzias melastigma (Indian medaka), 5867 nucleotides long. RefSeq names its product growth/differentiation factor 11. The coding region runs from base 394 to 1563 and encodes 389 amino acids. The transcript has 3 exons. Gene Ontology annotation, cellular component: extracellular region. The record is from RefSeq and is a predicted model, not a curated record. Gene Ontology annotation, molecular function: growth factor activity; cytokine activity. Gene Ontology annotation, biological process: SMAD protein signal transduction. Lineage: Eukaryota; Metazoa; Chordata; Actinopteri; Beloniformes; Adrianichthyidae.
GCGCACUUGCACAUUUUUCAGUGACACCUCUGAACAUACGCACACCUCCAUGGAUCAGUUUGCACAGGGGACCCCAAAACAACCAUUGACCUGUACGACACGUGAGCUGGCUAUGCAUUCAUCACUCAGAUAACCUAACUUUCAGGCAAAACAGUUUGUGCCGUGACACGCCGGGACGCACUUUUUUCCCUUUUUUCCUUCUUUUCUUUUAAUUACCAGAGUUAUUCUUAAAAAGCAUCUUCGGAUUCAUCUUUUUUUGGAUUAGAUGCAUGUCACUGAUUGUGCGCCUUUUGUAGGCUGAGGAGCGGCUCAUAAUCGAAAGAGGAUAUAUAAGGGAAUAAAUCCGAAACAAGAGAGGGGAAAAGUUGCCUCUCCUGGUGUCCGCGCAUCGUCAUGCCGAAGUACAGCUUUCUGUUGUGUUUGGUGGUGCUCAUCUCCCUGGGAAAGUCGGGGAGCGAUGAGCCCCAUCUGCAGCUUCCUCCUGGCAGCGAGACGCCCACGGAUGCCGGACUGUCUCUGCUGGACGAGGACGCAGGUUCCCACGAGUGUUCCGCCUGUGUUUGGAGGGAGCAGAGCAAAGUGUUAAGACUGGAGACCAUCAAGUCCCAGAUCCUGAGCAAGCUGCGGCUGAAACAAGCCCCCAACAUCAGCCGGGAGGUGGUCAAUCAGCUGCUGCCCAAGGCGCCUCCGCUCCAGCAGCUCCUGGAUCAUCACGACUUCCAGGGAGACGCGACGUUGCAGGAUGAGUUUAUGGAAGAGGAUGAGUACCACGCCACCACGGAGUCCGUGAUCACCAUGGCCUCAGAGCCGGAGCCCCUGGUGCAGGUGAAUGGGAAACCCAGUUGCUGCUUCUUCAAGUUCAGCCCCAAACUGAUGUUUACCAAGGUCCUGAAGGCCCAGCUAUGGGUGUACCUGCGACCCCUGCAGCAGACCUCCACCGUCUACCUGCAAAUUCUUCGGCUGAAGCCCGUUACGGAGCAGGGCAGCCGCCACAUCCGGAUCCGCUCCCUGAAGAUCGAGCUCAACUCCAGGGUCGGCCACUGGCAGAGUAUUGACUUUAAGCACGUACUGCAGAACUGGUUCAAGCAGCCCCACACCAACUGGGGGAUCGACAUCAACGCCUUUGACGAGAGCGGCAAUGACCUGGCAGUUACCUCACUACGACCUGGGGAGGAGGGGCUGCAGCCGUUUCUGGAAGUGAAAGUUCUUGAGACCAGCAAACGCUCCCGGAGAAACCUGGGCCUGGACUGCGACGAGCACUCCACCGAAUCCCGCUGCUGUCGCUACCCUCUGACUGUGGACUUUGAGGCGUUUGGAUGGGACUGGAUCAUUGCCCCCAAACGCUACAAAGCCAACUACUGCUCUGGUCAAUGCGAGUACAUGUUCAUGCAGAAAUACCCACACACACACCUGGUGCAACACGCAAAUCCACGAGGUUCUGCAGGGCCUUGUUGCACCCCCACCAAGAUGUCCCCCAUUAAUAUGCUUUACUUUAACGACAAACAACAGAUCAUUCAUGGCAAGAUACCAGGGAUGGUGGUGGAUCGAUGUGGGUGCUCUUAAAUGGUGUAUAGUAGUAUAACUGUCUUCAAACCACCCAAAUUUCCUCACAGAGCCCCCCGGCACAGGAACCCACUCAGAUUUCACUUUUGCUCACCCAGAAAAACCUUUUCCAUUUUUCUGAAAUUAAAUUUAUUUAAGUGUAUAACAAAGAAAAACAUGAUUGAAAUACAUUAAAUUAAAAAAUAAUUUGGAGAGGGUGUCCUUUUGGAGCAAAAAUGUUAAGUAAGACAAAACUAUGUAUUUGAGUAUGUGUUAGUUAUGUGUUUUUUAUGGCAUUUUUGUGAAAUGUCUAGGAUAGUGGAGUGAGACGAAAGGAGACAAGCAUUUUCUAUUAAGACACCAACUGUUUGUCACGUCAGUUAGGAUAUAUGUAACGUCACAGCUACACCUACUCACAGGUGAGAAUCCUUUCUCCUAAAUGUUUGCAGAGGAACAUGAGCAGAACGAUGUUGCAAUCAAUUAAUUUAACAAAAAUUUAAUUACUGUGAUGCUGUUAGAAUAAAUUCAGAUUUUUGUUUGCAUUCGUAAGUGUGAAAAAGAUCCAAAAACAAACCAAUAAUUAAUCAUUCUUGACCAUCUUUCUGUAGAAUUUGAAAAAAGGAAAGAAAAGAAAAAUCUACUGUUUAGCAAAUAAAAGAUGAAACGUUUAUUUCAUCGUGCACACUAAAAAAAGGCUACACAUUCUGCAUCGUUUAGGAAAGGAGAAAAAGAGCAAUAUUUAACCUGACAAUUUUUUUUCUGUCUGUUCAACAAACUGCAAAUAAAAACAAAUGCUUUUAACUUUUACUGUAAAUGUUGAGAACAGUUACACAAAUGCACUGUUUCAUAAAUCAAAGGGGCUUGGGACUUAACAGUUUAAAAAAAAAGGAAAAAAGGAGAAAAAAAAAACAGCCGAUAACAUGAAAUAGACACACUUCUUACAUUUUGGCCAGGAAGUAGCACCGACUGGGACUAUCUCUAGAAGUUUAUGUAUUUUUAUAUGUUCACAAUUGUGUGGUUAAGGGUGUUGGGUGGGUGGGGGUGUGCAGGACAAAAAACACUUGAAAAAAGAACGAGCAGAGGCAACGUUGAUUCUGUCAAGCCAUUUAAUUACCUGUUUUGACCCUUUCUCAGUUUUUUAUUUUGUUGUAGAGCAUCUGUGCUAAGAGUUAAAGUCCCACUCCAAUCAUCUUUUGAUCUGUUUUUUAAAAUGUUCCUAAUAGUCUUUUGAUUAUGAUGAUUACAAAAUCUGACGUUUUCUAAGACUAAAUUUCUACAGGAGUUCAAUAGGAAUUCACCUGUAGCCGGGGAAAAAGUCUGCCCUUUGUUUACACUCUCUCCUGCUAGCUUACAGCCCCUCACAACCUAAAAGUCAUGUCACACAGACACAGCAUACAUUUUGCGCAUUUAAAAUAUUGUUUUUUUGUGAUACGUGCUUGAUAUACCUAAUUCUUAAAGGCCUAUACCAUUUUUUUCUUAAGCCUUUCAGAGUAAACUAUAUCCAUAUAUAUGAUCAUAUAUUACCUUUGGAACACUAAAGAACUAAUUAUUUAUAAAACAUGAAUUAUUUUCGUGCUUUUUUUUCCCACACCGAAGUAAGAUGCCUCAAUCUCUGAGGCUCCGCCCACCGCUCCAUACAUUUCAUAACAUCAUCCUAGGGGCAGCCUCGCAGCGUUUCAUCCAUAAAAGCAAAUAACAUCCGAACUUUUGCAAAAAUGGAUGAACAUACGGGGUUAUUUAUUGGAGGCCGGACACAAUUGGAAGAUAUAUGGUAUUAUGCAUUUACAAUUCAAAUUUUUAGCUGAUCACCGCUAGCUCAGUAGAGAAAGCGGGUGUUUGUGUUAGCCUGGCAGCACAGAUUCUUCCUGUAAGGGGCUGUUCUCAAUUUGUGACAUCAGAUCGUGAGAACCCGCUUGUUUGAGUUGGUUGAGGCUGGUGCUCAGACUGAGUAAAGGUUUUUAGAGGAAUACUCAGGAAUGAACAGUAUAAUACACUUAAAAGCUCAAAAAGUUUAUAUUGCAUGGCAUAGGCCCUUAGAAACCCUAGAGCUAUCUUAUGGGGUCCAGAUGACCCAACCCUUACAUUGAUGUGUUGUCCAUCCCAUGACAAAGGUGGAUGAAGGUGGACAGGAUUUCAUGUCUGCCACAGAUAUCAGUGAAAAUUUAAAAUUAUAAAAAUAGAAAAAAGUGGGAUCCAGAUGACCCCACUCCCUAAUUAUGUAACAGACGCACAAAUCACUAAUAAAUUGCCUAUAAACAGCGCAAUAAUCACGCACGGUUCAUGUCUAUGUUCAUUUUUGUGUUCUCCGCGUGGUUUAUUCGUACUUCUUCUGUGGUUUUAAUGUGGUUCAGUCGUGAUACAUCUGUAAAACAUUCAGGUAAAGUCCACAACUUUUCUCAGUUUUUCCACAUAUAUUCACAUAUGACCAAUUUUCAUCCAUUCAAUAAGCAAAAAAUGUACCUAGUGUCUGUGUGACAUGGCUUUUACAUUACUAGUGCAACAAAAAUGCACAAUUUUGAACCCGAUGCAAGGAAAACAAGCAUCAUCUAUUUGUCUACAAGUGGAUGCAUCAGAAUGGAGCACAUACAUCACACCUGCAAGCAUUUUUUUCUCUGCUCCUGAUUCUCAAAAAUCUAAAUAAAGAAAUACUCAGAAAUCCAAUAUUAAGCUUAAUUUACUUUACAUAUAUGCCCCUAAUGAGAAAAAUGCUGCAAGAAUAUGUUAAAAUCAUCAGAAACACUAUUUUCAUUGGAGUGGGUCUUUAAGUGCUUUUAGAAACCACAAUACACCAGAUAGGCUGCAAAAUCUAAAACACAAUGUCUUCAGUUUAGAAAACAUUUUGGGAAAUGCCCCCAGUCAUCUCAUCAUUCUUAUAAGGGAGAAAAUACUGUUAGUGCUUGAACACAGAAUAGAUUAGUUUUCUCGAAGCUUGUCUUUGUCUCCUGGAUGUCAAUGCAAAGAUAUCCUUUUGUUAUAAACGAAAGCACUAUGCUGUUGGAUAAAGUGAGAGCCUUCUGACAUUAUAUAUAAAUGAUAUAUGUAUAUAUUAAAAAAAGAGGUACAAAAACCUUUUUGGGGGGCACUCUACCUUACCAACAAUAAAUUUUGCACUAUGGGACGUUCAUGGCGUGAGGAGUGUUGUUUGUGUUUUACCAAGCAUAAGAGAGCUUGUACAUUAUAGGUUUAAACAAUAUCCAAGCUUUUGGUGAUCAACCAUGAACUAGGGAAGUUUUCACUUCUUUUUCAUGCCAUCAUACCUUUCUGACUUUGUCUGAAGCGGGGGCCUGUCCAGUUAUUCAUACAUUUUAUUCCAAUCCAGAACCUGAAAGUACUGUAAAAGCGACCUGAGAGGUCACCACGCCCCCUUUGGGUACGAGAUUGUGUUUGUGUUACACAUUCUAUCCUGAACAUAGAAUGCUUUAACUUCCACCCAUUAACUUCAAUCUGCUACCAGGCUAGACUGAUUGUAUCCUCUUUUAUUUUAUAUUUUGUUGUGUGCCAACUGUCUUGCAUUGACAUGUUUUUGCCUUGAGUGUAUUUUAAGUGAAAGAGCCCAUGUAAGAAUGGGAGGAAUAUCCAGGGAUUGUUAGCCAAAGUAGAGGAUGACAUGCUGAAACCUCUGUGAUUGCAGAAAUAUGCUAGAACAUUUCAAAGGGAGGAAAGCGCUGGUUUAGGGACAGUGGUUGCUUAAAAAAAAAGAAAUUACAACUUGUCAGUUGUUAUUUAUUAAUAUGAAUUACAAAGUAUUUCAAAGUUUGUCUACCUCACUUUAGCCUUCUAAAAACUUUGCUUUUAAAGAAAAAUGCCAGCAGUUCAUCAUUUCAAACGCUCACAAGAGUCAUUCCCAUCCCCUCGAAAAAUGAAAACCACAGGGUCCCCUCGCUCUCAGGUUCAGACUGAGUUACUGACAGAGUGACUGAUGGUAGCGGUUUUGUUCAAGUGUGGUCAAAAUAAAAAUAAAAAAAAUGAUCUGAAGCCUAACUAUUAUUAAAGUUGUUGAGAAGUUGCAUUUUGAAUUUUAGUGUUUGUGUUCUGGUAUGUGUUUUUUUUUUGUCAUAUAGAUAUAUGAGAGUAAAAAAAAUAUCUAUGUAAAUACAUACCCAAAUGUUAACUUUUAUGCUGUUUUGGACAGGUUCGCCGCUUCUAACAUUUCUCUCUUUUCCUCUUCAUUCCCCUUGUUCUUUGUGUAGUAAAAAAUGAAAAAGUCACCCCAACUUUGUAGUUUUAAUGGUUGUGCAUAUGUAUAACUGUAUCAUUAUUUUUUCUUUUGUUGUUUAUUUACUGUCAUUUUCUUUUUGUACAAUAAAUCAUUUAUUUAGCUUAAA